Messenger RNA from Columba livia (rock pigeon), 6565 nucleotides. RefSeq lists its product as uncharacterized. Bases 2463 to 2942 code for a protein of 159 amino acids. Lineage: Eukaryota; Metazoa; Chordata; Aves; Columbiformes; Columbidae. The record is from RefSeq and is a predicted model, not a curated record. The transcript has 9 exons.
CGCCGGCCGUGCGGCCCCCCUUCCGGCCGUUCCGAUUGGCUGCUUUUUAAUUUAGGCAAAGUGGCGUCGGAGCUGGAAGUCGCCCCCCUGCCUUCCCCUUCUCCCCCCCCAACCCCCCCGCUUCCCUCCAUCCCUCCUCCCUCUCCCCUCCCUCCUUUCCCCCCAUCCCUCCUUGCCCUCAUCCCUCCGCCUCUUAACUCUUCCUGCCCGGCGGACACACGCACCUCGCAGCUCUCCCGCCGCCGCUCGGGCAGGGGCGAGCGCGGAAGCGGGGGGAGGGAGGAUAAUAAUUAAUAAUAACAACAACAAUAAUAAUAACAAUAAUCACGGCGCCAAAGCCGGGCGAGGGGGGAGCGGCGCGGAUGCCACCCCCGUGCACACUUAUUCCCCGCCCCGGCACUGCCCGCAUCGGCAGCGAGAUCUGCUCCCCCCCCGCUCCUCUGCCGGCAGGCGCCCGCCCCCCGCCCGCCCCCUCCUCUCUUUGUCCGCCCCCGCACCCCAGGGUGCGCUCAGGCCCCCGGCCGCCCGCCCGCAGCCGUCACGCCGGGAGGCCGGCCCGGCAGCCCCGGCGAAGGGCCUCCCCGUCGGCGGGGGAGGCGGCUAGGCGAGCCGGCGGCCGGGCUUGCCCUGCUAGCUGCGAUCUCUCGCGGGGAGCCGGCCCCGCGGCAUGAAAUGCUGUAUUAUUUCUCGUCCAGCGGAAAGAGUUAAGGGGGGCGGGGGAAGGCGGAGGAGCGAGGGGGAGAGAUGCGACCGAGCGGAAACGCUGCGCACAGGCAACCUCAGUGAACCACGGAAAAGAGAAAGUGGCAACAAAAACAAGGGCGAAUUGAACGCUCCUCGGGGACCACCGGUGCAAUAACACCGUUCGGACAUCCAGGGGACACGGCGCUGCUGGUGAUCGUGCCGCGCUGUCCCACGCACGCAGCCCCGCACACGCUUUCCUAAGGGAGGGCUGCGCGGGGGCCCGCGCAGGGAAAACACUCGCGGGGUGGGCAUUAAAACGAGGAGCUUCACCCCUCGCCUGGUCCUGCCCGCCCCGCUCCCCUCCUCCGCAACCUGAAUGAUUUGGCCCCGGGAGGCGACGAGCUGCCUCCCGCUCUUCUCGCUCCUCCGCGCCCGCGGAGCGAGUCCCGCCGGCCGCCAGGCAGCCGGUGUUGAGGGUUCCGUCCAGCCCUCGGCUCGCACGGCUCCAAAUUACCAUAGUAGGUAGGUUUAGAAAAAACAUUAAAGAGAAGCGUACGGGUCUGAAGGGCACUAGUAACUAAACCCCAAACAUAACGAUUUUUUUGUUGUUGUUGUUCCCAUGCGUCCUCCAAUGGUUUCUUUUUUAUAUAUAAAAGAUCCAACACAGAUUUCAUUGAAUAAAUCUGAGAUCUCCAGGUGCAGACGUUUGAAUAGUCAGUGCCAGAACCCCAUGUUUUCCUUUCCAGCCGAUUUUGCUUGGAUCAGGCUCAAAAACCGAGUGAGUCUCGUGGUUUUGUUUACACUGAAUGGGGAGGAUAGGAACGGUGCCAUGGGGCCGUCUUUCAUUAAUAUACAGUGAGGAUUUUGUCUAAAUUACUGCUAUGAAUUUCACAGUACACGCUUUCAAAAGCCGUCUCAGGUGGCCUGAUGAAACGUGAUAGCGCCUCUGCAAACAGAUCUACUUUCUUAAUAAAAAAGGAAGGGAGGGGGGACGAAAUCCCCCCCCAAAAAAAAAAAAAUGUACACCCUCAUAACAGUGACAACAAAAAAUAAAGCUCAAGCUCGAGUAAUAUUUUUUAUUUAAAAAAAAAAAAAAAAGGGAAGAAAAACCCAAACCAAAAAACAAACCACAACAACUUAGUUCCCCAACUCUUCCCACCCCCUCCCUUGCAGAGUGUGAUUGUUUUGUCUGGAAAAAAAUCCAAAGUAUAACAAGGGGAGAACAGUUAGUGCUGAUUUUCAUUUGCAUAAAUUUUCAUAUAUUUUGGUGAAAAUAAUAGACUAGUGGAGAGCGGGGCUUAGUGGAGUCAGUGCAAAGGAAAAUCUUAACAUGGAUCGUUUCGCUGGAGUUGAGAACAUGCUUUUUAUCCCCCUGUCACCUUAUUAAAAUCAAAAAUUAAAAAAAUCUCUAAAUCCUGGAAGUAUGAUCGGAGUCUGUCCCUGAUACUAGUCCAAAGGAGCUGCUUUUGGGAAUUGCGUGUCCGACUCCGGUGUUUUCCUGCUAAGGAAGAGACCCACUCUGUUCUCCAGUCAUGUUACAUGGAUUUCUCUCUCUCCAAGCAAUUCUUCAGCAUCCCCUUGAAUGGCAUCUACUGCACAUAUUUUUUUCAUCCCACAAGGCUGAUUCAGCUUCCCAUAACUAAAGACUCCAGAACAGCUCUUCUCUAGAAGACAUCCUCCCUGAUUUCUUGUGGGACCUGUAAGAUGACUGAAGUUGUAGGUCCCAUUGACCUCCAGUGGCUUAAAGUCCUCUAAGAGAACAGGGUACACUGAGGAAAAUGUUGGCAAUGUCUGCUUCAUACAAGGGCCCCAAAGUCUUCCAGAAUAACUGGGAUGAGGUGACCAAAUUUGAAGACAGUAUUCAAAUACCAUGCAUGUGUGCAAGUGGUACCCAAGCUCUGUGGCCUCCUGUUUAUUGUACCACAUACCUCCAUGCCAGGUCCAGGGAAGACCACUUUGAAAAUGAGCUGCUUGAUGGCUGCAGAAGUAAUGACAGAUCUGAUCUAGAGCUGAGCACCCUUCUCACUGAAAAACACAUCAGGAGUGAUGUGCCCAUGGGACAGCUGCUGGCACUCUGGACAGACACACAGGGGAGUCCUACUUGCAAGGAUGACUUCUUCCACUGUGCCUGUUUGCUUCCUGUGGUGUGUUGUUCCAUGCAGCACUGGAAAGAACAUUGGAAGUUGGAGAACCACAGUGACAGACAAAUAAGGAUUUCUUGUGAGUUUACAGUUUGUGAAACAUUGAUUGUUGUAUAAUUAACAUACCAGUUAAUUUGGAUUUUCGGUUUCAGUAACCAAUGUGUUUUAAUGUUUAAAUUUGAUUUGAGCAUCUCUAACAAAGCUCCGCUAUUCAUUUGUACAUAUUUGUAUUUUGGUUGAAGAUUAUAUACAUAUCUAUCUCAAUGAUUACUUUAAACAGUGUUCUAUAUCUGCUACUUCUACCAAACCUGGAACACUUGCUUUAAGAUUAUGCUUGUCAAAUUUACCUAGUGACCAGGCAAAUACAUACGACUAAUUUUGUUAUAGGCAAAAUUAACUAAUGCUCUUUUUCAUGGUGAGAUGCUGUAAUGAUUUUAUAUAGCAGUCAAACUGUUUAAAUACUAAUGCUGCCUUCAUGCUGUAAUCACCAUUCCAGUCAGAUGUCAUUUUUAGUAGCCCAUAGGGAAUUCCAUCCCUUAAUUAUUCUUCAAUACACAAACCAAGCAUUCUUUAAUUGGUGUAAAUUGAACAGUGUUCCAAUGCAAACAAGGAGAGGACAAACUAAUCAAUGAUUCUGUGCAUGUCUAUUGGAAAGCUAUUGCCAUUAGAUCAAGUAACAAAUCCUUGACUCCAUUAGCUUCAGAGGAACGAUGGGGGAAAAUACUGCUAGUGCUACUCCUUGUUAUCAAUCAGUGGUGGUAAGCGUGCAGCAAAUCCUAUAGCAGAACUCCAGCUUUUCUUGAAAGUGCUCGUGGAAAUUUAAAAUAUGAAAAUAUUCUGACUCCAGAAUCCCCAGUCUUACGUCUUUUUUAGGGGUUUGUCUGGGAACAAUGUGUUUUUAUCCUCUGCUACCUCUAGACAUGUGGGCUGUUUUUUAUUUUUCCCUUUUAGAUCAAUGACUCUUGAAUGAUAACAUAACUUUUUUCAACUUGUCAGGGAAUUUUGGUGACUUUUCUUGCUCUCCCGGGCUAUGCUCCAUACAUUCAUAUGUAUUCUCUACUGCAGCACAACGUAAAUUGUGUGUCUCUCGUCUCUUUAAUACAAUCUGAAAUAAAGGUGCUGUAUUUAAGAAACAGAUGAAAAAUCUGUCUCAUAUAUGUGUCAUACUCACUUUUCAUUCUUGUCUCUUUUUAUCAAUUCUCUAAAACUGAUUAUUUAUCACUGGGAAGGGAAGUAAAAAAAAAAAAAAAAAGCCCAUUACAAACCUCUGGCCCAGAUCUGCCAGUCUUACAGUUUUAGUUAGUGUGGAAAGCAAAACUCUUCUGGAAAUAAAUACACUGGCUAUGGAUGUUCACUUUCUAAUCUAUUUGUUUUUGAUAUAAUAUGCUAUUUACUGUUUAAGGACCUUUCAUGUUGGUUUAAGUCGAAGUUUUUAAAACCAGUCUAGCAUAAAAAGCUCUAAGUGACAUAGACAGGGUAGAGAAAUACUGUGUCUUCUACAGACAGCCUUUGUUCACAACAUUACAGUUGAAAGAAGCACAGAGCAGGCUGAGUAGAUAACCCACCUUCUUAAAACAAGAGGGCUUCUAAUUUCCACACAUCCUAAUCACAGUCACAUUACUUCAGUCUCUGUACCAGACCCCUCAGGGCUGGCUCUAGGUUUUGCUGUGAAGUCACAUGCGUGGGGCCUGAGGCACUUUUCCAUGAUGCUUGCAGCAGGGGAGUAUGAGAUUUAGGGUUUUUAUUUUAUUUUAUUUUAUUUUGUUUUGUUUUGUUUUGUUUUGUUUAGUUUUCCCCUCUCAUUUUGCUGGUUGGGAUUCUCUAACUGUCUCAGUUGUCAUGGAUCGCUGGCUUGGGCAGUAGAGAAAAGAGUAGCGCUAAGGUAAAUCACUCUCAAGGUUUCAUACUUGUUUGCUAUGAGGAUGCUGCAAUAUUUUUUUCUGAGGGAAAGGGAGCUUUACCCAUUGCCUCCUUUCCCAAACGAGUGUGCAUAAUUUCCAGGUAACAAAUUCCCCUCUGUUUUCCUACUCUUGUUUCUUUGCUGGUUAGUUCUUGUGUGUGGUUAUAUUAUUCCUCAACAAAGUAAAGUGUCUCAUCUGAUUUAAGGUAUCUUUCUUCUCCCUGUUACUCUUCAGCAUCUUCUGUGGUAGGUAUAAAAGCGAUGCUGAUGCCAGCAAGUAGUUAGGAGACUUAGAGUGGGGUUUCUGUAGAGCUGAAGGGGCUUUUCAAGAGUCCUAAACUACCCCUUUGCUCCUCACUCUGCUAAGAGCAAGUUUGGAAAGGCAGGGGAUCCUUUGGAGUCUGUGUCUGCUGCCUUUUGGAGAUGCAGACCCUGAAACAAAGAAAUGCCAAGUACAUGGGGCCCAAGCACCUGGGAGGCACUCCACGAAAGCUUGUGGGGCUGCUGCAGGGUGCAGGUAGGAUACAUGCUUUGAGAUGACACCAGACCAUGGAGUCUGUCUCUGCCAUGUUAUGCGAAAGAGGGACCUUUUAUGUUGCCAUACUAUGCCAAAGAGAAAACUUUAGCAAAGCAAAAUGUUAAAUAAGAGUUUUUUCUAAAAAGUUUGUCAAGUCAAACUUCUCUGUAAAGCUUAUGAAUUCCACUUGUUUAAAAGAAGACAGUUGUUGAGCCACUGUUUAUGUACACAGGAUCAAGUCUUGCUGGAGUUGAAAUCACACAAGAAAAGAAUCAGGCCAACUUCAAAACAACACUCAAGAUCUAAAUGACACCACUGAGAGGAUUUAGUGUAACAAGUUUACCUGAAGUUGUGAAACAACCAUUUGCAGCUGUAUGUCAAAUGAGGCUUGGGUUAUAAGAAAGGGCUAAAAUUUGUCAUCUGAUAGAACAAAGCAAGGUAUUUUUAUUUUGGUUUCUUGUUCAAAGAAAAGCCCCAGUUCGUUGACAGAAUUUCAGCAGAAUAAUUUUUUAAUCACCAUUAUAUUCCUAGUCAUAUCUAGCCUUCAAAGUCCAUUUUAAAACUCCUCACUGAUUUCCUUGGGAUUAUAUCCUUCAAAAUGGAUGUCAGGAGGAACAAAUACUUGCCAAAUCUAUGCCAUUGCCUGGCAGUCCCAAGGGAAAUGCCCUUCUGAUCCCCACAAGGCAAUCUUCAGUCACCAUUUUACAGGAUAAGGAAUAUUCUGCCCUUCCCAAGGAGGAAUGAAAGAGAGCAAGAGAGGCUGUGUGGGGUGUGAAGUGUCGCUCCCUGUUUGAGACAAAGAGACAAUGAUAGCACACGAGCAUCCAAUGGAAAAGAAGGCAGCAGAAGGUAUUUGUAAAGCAGCUAGAAUAUUUAAUGUUGUUGCUUCAAUGUAAACAGGUAAAAAUGUAUUCAUAUAAUAUAUUGAUAUGUCCUAGUUUUAGAGUGUGACAAUAUCUUAACAUGUCUUGUAGCUUGGUAUAUACUUUAACACUUUUGUAGACUCCUCCAGAGACUAUUCUGAUUUGAAAGAUUUAUGUUUUAAACAAUAUGACCUUUUUAAAAUUUAAGAGUGAAGUGCUCUAUUAAUGUGAAUUUUAUUUAUUUUUACAUCUAAUAAACUGAUACUACCUGGACGAAAUAAACAUUCUCCCUUAAACUUUCAUAAUUCCACUUUCAUUCUGUGUGUCUUUAUCUAACUGCUAUUAUACCAACGUUGAGCCAGAAUCUGAGAUUCCUUUGCCUUGUACCUCUCUGCUUGGUUGCAGUCGUAGUGGCUCUGAUUCUAAAAGCUGCUGAAUAAACCUCAACUUCCAUGAUAAA